AUGUUCGCUAGUGGCGCAGUUGAAAUGGAUCGGGAAGUGAAAUCAAAUGUUCUAGUCAUCGGUUUGGGAGCCGGUUAUGUAAACACCUAUCUUCACGAUAUGUAUCCGAAGAUGAAUAUCGCUGUGGUGGAUGUGGAGCCAGGUUUGAUACCAGUUGCUAAAAAAUGGUUCGGUCUUGUGCUAGACGAUCGCCAACGAGUGUUUAUAAUGGAUGGAGUUGAAUUUAUUAGAGAUGCAGUAAGAAAAGAUCAUAAGUACGACGCAAUAUUUGUCGACGCUUGUGUGGCGAACACUGUUGAGAAAAUAUCCUGUCCUGCGCCUGGUUUCUACACAUCUGAAACUGUGGAGAAUCUUUCUAAAAUAUUAACCAGCAAA
Messenger RNA from Ostertagia ostertagi, 375 nucleotides. Lineage: Eukaryota; Metazoa; Nematoda; Chromadorea; Rhabditida; Trichostrongylidae. The record is from the annotation of a GenBank genome assembly.